ACUAACUGUGGAAGAACUAGCAAAGCCCAGACAACCGAUAAACACAGAAUCCAUUUUAAUAAACUUAAAACAAUUGCCAAGGCCACCACACAGCAACACCCCAGGAGUACCACUGCAACACAAGAUUGAAGCGAGAGAGCUGGAAGCAUUCAGCAGCUCACCCAGCAAGCUGCCCCCUGACAGAGCUCUGAGCGAGAUGUACUUGGAAGAGAACAGGACCAGUGCUACAGUCAAUUAUCUGGAUAACACGUAUGAGUUUGCUGCGGCUGCUGCUGCCCCUCUCUACAACCCCUCCAACCUGGUGUAUCACUCUGCUCCCCUGGAACCCCACAGCUCAGCCUCCGAAGGAAACCUGCAUUCCCGGGGCAACGUACCAACGAGCCCCCUUGUGUUCAUGCCAUCCAACCCACAGCUUUCCUCUUUCAUCCACCAUCACCACCACCACAGCCGACAGAUACCCUACUACCUGGAGAAUGACCAGGGCAGCUACCGGCUGAGGGAAGCCACCCCUGAAGCUAUUUUCAGGUCGGCACUGGCAGAAAAUCCAGAACCGGGAACCCGCUGUGAAAAAUACCCGGGUACCCGGAUCUUUUUCGGGCCAAGUAUGGAAGGCAGAUAUCAGGGUGUCAGGGAACAGCUCUCCGACAUGGGGCAGAAAGGCAGUCCAUCCAGCGGCCCGUCCAAAUUGAGCAAGGAGAUGAGGUUCUGUGCGGUGUGCAGUGACUACGCCUCCGGCUACCAUUAUGGAGUCUGGUCCUGUGAAGGCUGCAAGGCCUUCUUUAAGAGAAGCAUCCAAGGACACAAUGACUACAUGUGCCCAGCUACAAACCAGUGCACCAUCGACAAGAACCGGAGAAAGAGCUGCCAGGCGUGCCGGCUCCGCAAGUGCAAUGAAGUCGGGAUGAUGAAAGGUGGAGUGCGUAAAGACCGUAGGGGGCGACACAUGCUGAGAGUGAAACGCACAGCAAGUGAGCAGGAUGAGAAGAGCCACGUCAAUGGCCAUGACAGAAGGCUAGCUCUGACCCUGGAGCCCACACCUAUCAACAAUGGGAAGAAGAACAGCGCACUGGGUCUGUCGAUUGAUCAGGUCCUCAUCCAUUUGUUAGAAGCGGAACCACCAACACAAUACUCAAAACAGAACCAAAAUAGACCCUACACUGAGAUUUCCAUGAUGAAUAUACUUACCAGUUUGGCUGACAAGGAACUGGUACACAUGAUAGCAUGGGCAAAAAAGAUACCAGGGUUUGUGGAUUUGUCGCUCCAUGACCAGGUACAGCUGCUGGAAUGUUCUUGGUUAGAGGUCCUAAUGAUCGGUCUUAUCUGGCGCUCUGUGGAAUUCCCUGGGAAGUUAAUUUUUGCCCCAGAUCUGGCUUUUGACAGGAAUGAAGGAAGCUGUGUUGAGGGUAUGGUGGAGAUAUUCGACAUGCUCCUCACCACCUCGUCUCGUUUUUUUACACUGAAACUCAAAAAUGAAGAAUACAUGUGCCUCAAGGCCAUCAUCCUGUUAAACUCCGGCGCCUUUCCCUUUCUCUCCAGCUCCAUGGAAACUCUGAAUGACAGCCAGACCAUUCAACUAAUACUGGAUAAAAUCACAGACACUCUUAUCCAUGUCAUCGCCAAAUCAGGCCUACCUCCACAACAGCAGUCCAGAAGACAAGCCCAGCUCCUCCUCCUUCUCUCACACAUCCGCCACAUGAGCAUCAAAGGCAUGGAGCACCUGUACAAUAUGAAGUGCAAGAACAUCGUCCCUCCCUAUGAUUUACUGCUGGAGAUGCUGGAUGCGCACCGACUUCAUUGUCCAGGGGACAGUGAGCCAGAAAAGCGACAAGUUGACAAGUGACAGUGCUCUCUGCCUGUCAGACAGAAGUGGGAUUAAUUUGCACACAUAACUGUGAGCAUUGCAAGCUUGAACCUCAACAGCACGCUACCUACUCUCACAGCGGGGGCCCACAUUUCUUUAGCCUUAUCACUGGAAUAAGCACACUUUGGCACUUAAACUGGCAAAAUUGUCUCUCGACAAAAAAUGGCUCAUGCAGUCCUUUUGUGUGAGUGUUUCAGAUUCACAACUAAUGCCUUUGAUUCAAUGAGGGAUCUGCUUCUUUAAUGGAAGUCUGGGUCCUAUAUUUAAUUUAACUGGAAUUUUAGGCUAGCAAUGCUGCGUUUAGGAAAUUAAAUACUCGGUAAAGAAAUCAGACCCAAGUAUGAAAAACAAAUUGGUCAUUGCAACUGCUAGUUCACACUUUUAGAAAGGUGCAUUAUUAGUGCAUACAAUACAAACCAGAAAGGGAUUUAGGCUCUAUAGCCACUUUUGCACCAGGAGCAGUUUGCUUUGGGCACUGGCUGUUUUCCAUUUAUCAACACAUUCAAAGGGAAUCUCUAAAUUUUAGUAACAUAUUAACAACCUUAGCACAUAAUAACUACGCUAACAUUGAAUUCAUAGUCAUAAGUAAAUUGAUGAUACAUUCUACACUUCAGUGUAAAAUGUUCAUUUAUAAUUUGCAGGGAUAACAUUAUCAUGGACAGACAGGCCCACAGAUAUAAACAAAAGAAAAGAAGGUUAUUUUUAAAAAGGUUCUGCUAAACAACAGUACAGUACUCCCUCUCUUAUUUUAUGAUUUGUUAUUUCAUGAAUUUCAUGGGUAGGCCAUGUUGACAAUGCAUUUUAAGUGUUAAUUAUUGCAGUAUGAGUUUGGACUUGCUCAAUUUUGGACUCAAUUCAAGUUCCAAUUUGGGGGGGGGGGGGGGUUAUUGUUAGUUUUCCCACUUCUCCCACAUUUGUUACACUGGAUAGUUAUCUCAUAAUCUCUAUGACAAUAACAUGCUGGAAAGCAGUGCUGCACAUCUAGGGCGACAUUCUAGCCUAGAUAAUUGCUACAACCAUACCCUUAAUUAUUUCAUUGAUCCGUUUAACCUCUAUUCAGGUAUUAAACCCUUGAUUAUUUAAUCGAUAACCUCUGGAGGCCCUGGAGCACUGGAGCUGUGUUAUGUAACAAAUAGAUUUAUUAUGGGAAAUAAUGUAGAAGAAACAAUAGAAUACCUAAUUAAAUGCAUCUAAAAUGUCAAGACAAAUAAUCAAAUUUAAACUGUGUUAUUCACCGUGAUGUUUUACCAUGAGGCACUUAUGUAUUUUUUAAAAUCUUUUCUUUAUUAUGUUUAAAACAAUUGAAAGCUGCCCUACUGUAUUUAACCUCCUCAUUCUUUGUAUGAAUUAGCAUUAUUACUACUUAUUAUGUUCCACUUCAUAGUUUAUAGGUUUGUCCAGUACAUGACUUCAGGCUGAUUGAAAGUUUUGCCAAAAAGGUUUAUUGUUGUCAACGUGUCCUUUAGCAAAAAAUGAUAUGUAACAAUUUGUCAAGUUCAUGAGAUUGGAAUUAAUUAACAUUUUCUUUUAAGAUAAUGUGCUGCUUGCAUUGCAUUGGAUUUGAGUUUUUCUCAACUAGUGAUUACAGUUCACAUUCUUGUAUAAGGAUCAUAGCUCAGUGAGGCAAAUUUUCUACCUAUAAAAUCAUGCAUAUAGGUAGAGGUAUAGUAUGAUCAACAUUGCACUGUUUUCAGUGAAAUCAGUUUAUAAUUGGGUUGCUUUGCUUGUUCUGGGGUGGAAUAUAAUAUGGAAAGUUGUAAGGUGAGGAAAUGAAGCAUUCAAAAGUGCUGUGGAGCCUUUUGGUGUUAACCAGAAGACUCUACAAGCAACAGACAUAGAAUAACAUAAGUGGGCAACAGUGGAAAGGAAGCUGGUCAGAACUGGUAUGCUGGUUAAAGAACAAAAAAAAAAAACAUGAAAUUUGACUUUUUUUAAGAACCAGUAAAAAUGGCUGAUUAUGAGUAAGCCAGCUGUUGGUGUAGUUUACAACAGGGUGUUAGUAGAUCUUCAGAAAAUGAUAAAAACCUGCAACUUUCUACCUGUCUGUUGUAUACAGGAACUGUAAUCAAAUCCUUGAGUCUGUUCUGGACAAAUAGAGCCUGUGUUUACUAGAAUUGUAUGCGGCCAUUGAUGACUUUAACUCAUAAAGGUUAAAACCUUAAACAAAUGUGUCCUAAGACGAUUUGCUUUUGCUUUGUCAACAAUUAGAAGCAUUUGCUGUGCUGCUAUCACAGCUGUAAGCAGAUAAUAAUGAUGAUGGCGAUCAAUAAUACAUAAAAUCAUGCCUUAAUUAGUGGCUUGUGUUGUAAAAAAUGCAAGUCUUGUGCUUACAUUACUGAGUACUAAUAGUACUUAACUACCUAGUUUUAUUACACACUGCUUUCUUACCUUAUGCAAUGCACUACCUAUUGUUAUGCACAACCUCUUUCAAAACUAUGAAACAUAUUGUCAUAUUCUUUUUUACUGCUAGUGGAACUUUGGUGUGAAACAGCAGUUUUUUGUUUUGUGCUAAAUUUGCUGGGGAAAACUGUGUUCUUGGCAUCUUUGUAAAAGAAAACUACCUUAAUUUUAAUGACAGGUAUAGUAUGUAGAUUUUAACGUGUUUUAAAUUGAUGAACUAAAGUGGAAAUAUUAAAUAAAAGUUGCAAAAUAAUUUUCA
Molecule: messenger RNA, 4520 nt
Organism: Acipenser ruthenus (sterlet)
Lineage: Eukaryota; Metazoa; Chordata; Actinopteri; Acipenseriformes; Acipenseridae
Gene: esr1
Product: estrogen receptor 1
Exons: 10
Coding region: 197-1840 (547 amino acids)
Biological process (GO): regulation of DNA-templated transcription; steroid hormone receptor signaling pathway
Cellular component (GO): nucleus
Molecular function (GO): zinc ion binding; DNA-binding transcription factor activity; sequence-specific DNA binding
Source: RefSeq, a predicted model, not a curated record